Molecule: messenger RNA, 3567 nt
Organism: Maylandia zebra (zebra mbuna)
Lineage: Eukaryota; Metazoa; Chordata; Actinopteri; Cichliformes; Cichlidae
Gene: lhfpl4a
Product: LHFPL tetraspan subfamily member 4a
Biological process (GO): gamma-aminobutyric acid receptor clustering; sensory perception of sound
Cellular component (GO): inhibitory synapse; plasma membrane; postsynaptic membrane
Molecular function (GO): GABA receptor binding
Source: RefSeq, a predicted model, not a curated record
UCUUGUGCCCUUUAUUAAUGUCAGCACUUAUUUGAUUAGUGAUGCGUGUGUGCUUUUGGCUGUAGAGAGAGAGAGCGAGCAGAGAGACAAGGGAGCGAGGAGAGGAAGUGAAUAUCCAAAACCACAGUCAUGAGGUUGUCAGUGUGUGCAGCGGUGUUGGAGCACUGAUUUGUCCAUCAGCGUACACUUGGGGUGUAAGGGUUUCUUUGUGUUCUGGCGAGUUUUCUUCGUGCAGCAUGUCAGAAGCUGCACGAGUGUCUUUCUGUAUUUCUUCUGGAUCUCUGCUGAUGUUCAGAAAGCUUCCUCAUCAGCUCGGUGAAAGUUACUGCUGUCACGCAUCGUUUUGAAGCGUUUUUGUUUUAGUUUAAUUGUGUUAUUUUUGCUCGAACAUCCUGGUCUGGAUGCGCAGCAGAGCGGAUACGAGAAGCCCGAGAAGCGCUGAAAUGAUGCGCAUCCGUGGCCGAAGCGUUUCGCUCUGUGAGCUCGGCCGUCCGCUCUCUACACACUGAGAAAAGCGGAGAAGAGGGGAGCCUUUUCCCGUUAGCCGAAUCACGUUUCACCGCUGACUGAGUGACUGAUCAGAGCUAAGGAAAACGGAAGGAGGAGUGGGGCGUGUGGAUGUGAGACUAAAACAAAAAAGAAAGGAAAAAAGCAGGAUCUGGAUGCAGAAGGGAACAGCCACUGUAUGCGGGCACAAUUGUUCCCGAGAUUUUCAAUAGAAUAGACAUUUAUUUUCAUCCUUUGUACUUGCGGAUUAAGAAGUUAGUUCGAGAAAAGAAGAAAUAGCAGGUUGGCGCGCUGUUGUGUACGGUGGGUGAGGAGGGUUUGGGGGGUGGGAAAGAAAAAUGCUGCCUUCGCAAGAAGCCUCCAAAAUCUACCAUGACAACUAUAUGCGCAACUCCAGGGCCAUCGGGAUCCUGUGGGCCAUAUUCACCAUCUGCUUGGCCAUCAUUAACGUGGUGGUGUUCUUCCAGCCUUAUUGGAUUGGCGACAGCGUCAACACACCUCAAGCCGGCUACUUCGGUUUGUUCCACUACUGCGUGGGUAACGGGAACUCCAACCGGGAAUUCUCGUGCCAGGGCAGCUUCUACGAAUUCGGCUCCAUCCCGUCAGGAGCCUUUAAGGCGGCCUCAUUCUUCGUGCUGAUGUCCAUGGUGCUCAUCAUCACCUGCAUCGGCUGCUUCGCCCUCUUCUUCUUCUGCAACACUGCCACGGUCUACAAGAUCUGCGCCUGGAUGCAGCUGCUAUGCGCCAUCUGUCUCGUGCUUGGCUGUAUGAUCUUCCCGGAUGGCUGGGACGCAGAGGUGAUCCAGGACAUGUGUGGUGAGGACACUGGAAAGUAUACCUUGGGCAACUGCUCUGUUCGUUGGGCCUACAUUCUGGCUAUCAUCGGCGUGCUGGAUGCCCUCAUCCUCUCCUUUCUGGCCUUCGUGCUGGGCAAUCGGCAGAGGGACUUCCUGCAGGAGGAGCUGAAGGCUGAAAACAAAGACUUCAUUGUGUCAAGGCUCCAUCUUGGUCCACCUCUGCGAAUGGAUGGUAUUGAAAUACAAGAAACUAAGGAUCCAAGAUUUUGUGUUCAGCGGUUCCAUUGAGAACCAAAGAUCUCUUCCUCCUCUUCCAGCUUUGUGCCUCGUUCCCCGAUACUUCACCUCCUCCAUCCAUCUCCUGUCCUAAGCUCUGCAGGUGAAACCCUUUUGGUUUGGGUUUUGGAGGUCAAAGUUUGUUAAGCAGGACUGACACGAACUAAUCUAACAAAGUCAAACUGUUUGAGAAGAAACAAAACCUGAGAGAAAAUGGGAUGAUCAGCUUUACCAAACUCUGGGAUAAAAUCAUUCGCAAACACACACUCGUAUUGUUCCAAGGAGUUAUUACAUCAAAGCUCACAGAGUUAACGAAAUGUGAUUAUUGAAUGAAGAAAAAAACCACUUUACAGCUUUAAAAGUCAAAAGAAGAAGUGCGCAUGUAAAAGCACACAGGUGCUACUUAUGACAUAACAAAAAAGAAAUGAAACAACUUUUGUACAAUUUAGACGAGGUGUCAUUUUGAAGUCUUUUUUAGGUUCAUUUUCAACUUCUCUUUGUACACGACACUGUCUGAGCCCGGGAACGUCAAAAUAAACAUGUUUCUAUGGAAAUAGGUAAAUACAUACUUUUAAGCAUUUUGUUGCCCAUACGUGAAACAACAUAUUCAUCAGCUGUUAGCAGUAUAAUGUGUUUGUCCUUUACUCUGUGUGUAAUAAUACCAACAGGUGGCCAAAACCAGCUGUUUCAUUCGUUCGUAUUUCACAACAUUACAGUUUUUGGUUUGUUCAUCAAAGGGGCGAUAUCUGUUCUGCUUCCUCAGCUGGGUUCUGUUUGUAUGUCCAAAAACAGCCCUGCAUGCUGCAUCUAUCUCAGGCCUGAAAGACGAUGCUGGGGCUCAGACUCCUCAGUCUGCUGCACUGUCCAGCAGUUGAAGAGUAUUGAGAGGACAAGAAAAAGAAUUGCAUACUAUGUAGCUAAUCUUAUAUGGACACAGACAAUUGGCUGACAUGAUGAUUAUACAAGGCAUUUUCAUUUUGGAAGGCACAACUGAAUGAGAAGGUGGAAAGAAAGACUAUCGUGAUCAUUAUUUACUUAGAUGUUUUUAAAGUUUUAAACUUGCUUUUUCCAAGUUGCUGCCUGAAAAGCUGACAGAUUUAAUCCAACAGCUCUGUAAAGUCAGUGAAUAAUAAAAUAGAAUCUAGAUUCUGAUGGACACACUAAUACCCUAGUGCUGAUGUUGCAUGAAUACAGAGAAAGUCAACACAGGUUCAGAUCAGGACGAUCUAAUAAAAACCACAAAAAAACCUCAUGGAUAAUUUUCUGAAAGAAAACAACUUUGGAACAUUUAGCAUUCUGUUGGGGUUUAAAGUGGCCUAAAAACCCUUGUGGAAAAUCUCUUUUGGUGAUUACCAAUAAUGCAAAAGUCUGUAAGAUGCUUUAGUUAGCGCGCCCAUUUAUAGUCAGGGGCUAGUUUGAUCAUUUAUCAUGAAUUAAAUGCUGUAAAAGGCAUUUAAACUAAUUACUCAGCCUAUCCGGGAAAGUUUCUUUGUUUGUUUUUAAUAUUUUGACGUAAAUUUCAGUUGUAAAGUUGAUGUUCAACAAAGUCAGUUUAAGAAGCUAGAGCAUCUCUUUUAUUCAGUGGGAAAAGGGUUGUGGGCUAGCCAUAGCUAACCAGCUAAAGUCACUGAAGUCUGUUUAUCUGUUUUCCUCAUGAAUUUUACAUUUUACAGUAUAUUUUCUUUAAACUUUAAAAUGGGAUGUCAGAAGACAGGCUUUGAUCUUACCUCAAUUUUGACCACAUAUCAAAGCUAUUUAGUAACCAUGUUUUGGAUUUGUAUAUCAGUGUAGCUUGUAGGAGGCAAAUGAUGCUAGUGCUGUCAGUUUGGGCAUCUUUAAAAAAUACUAGGACAUCAUCAAGAGCAUUAAAUUUAUAAUCUAUAUUCAAAACGCUGGUAUAGUGGCAGACACACAGAGGUAGGGAUGUGUAUCGUUUAGGUUUUAUCCGAUACCGGUGCCGGUGCUCAAACGGUGCUCAAACCGGUGC